AUGAAAAGCAACGACGCCACACCAAACGGCCGAGACGACAAACUCUGGUACUUUAAAAACUACGACGAUUCCAUCACAGGAAAGCAAUUCGACGAAGCCUAUGCCUCCAACCCCGGCGACAAAAACUAUCCUGUCGACUGGAUAUCGGGUACAGAAGCAAACCCUAUCACCGGCACACUCGACAAAAAGCCGUUCAAAGUUUGGGGACUCACAAGAAUCGGAGAUGCCAAAACAUUUGUUACUGGAUAUGCCGAUUUGGGAGGGGCUUCUAUGCGCUGCUACAAUAACUCUGCUUCGUACUGGAAACAGGAUUAUGGAGAAAAAAUGUAUGUCAAAUGUAGUGCGAACUACUACUGCACGCGAAAUUCGCGACAGAUUCGUCGUACCAUUGUGACGACUUCGAGUACCAUGCAGAGUAUUCCGUUUCUGGGACAGCAGAAUUACGAUAUCAAGAAUGAUCAUGGAAGUAAUGCUGCGGAUGGGGAAGGAUAUAAAAUUGGGAGUAAAGAUUACAAAAUGACAUAUGCGGUGAAUCGCAUGGAGAGAGAGGGAGAUCCGUAUUAUGAAGCGGAUCGGAUUAAUCAGGUUGCGGAUUUGGUGGUGGAGAAAGUGUUUCCUGAGUUAUGGGCCAAGGAUAAAAUCAGUGAUGAGAAAGCAUGGCCUUCCGGAAGCAAAUUCCUCGCCCAAGCUACACAUACGCUUCCCUUCCCGAAACAAAUCAAAGUCCAAGUACAAGUUGCACAACAGGCGAUGUUGGAUUGGGAAGAUAGAGAUACCGUUGUUUUCACCGUGGAAAAAGGAAAUGAUUGUAAAGUUGACAGUGUGCUUAGUAUGGCGAUCAAAGGCGCGUUUAAAGCUGUUUCGACUGUAACGACUGGUGCUGAUGGUGCUGUUGGGCGAGAUUGCUUUUCCUUCUGA
Molecule: messenger RNA, 918 nt
Organism: Botrytis porri
Lineage: Eukaryota; Fungi; Ascomycota; Leotiomycetes; Helotiales; Sclerotiniaceae
Exons: 3
Coding region: 1-918 (305 amino acids)
Source: RefSeq, a predicted model, not a curated record